GCUGCCCUCUACCGAUCACUUAAAAGUUUCGCACGUUUCCUUGUCACUGAAAUAACUUAGAAAAACGUUUUGCUAAGUUUUGCCAAACUGUAAAGAAAGAGUGUCCAGAUAUACAAUGAACGUACGUUUAAACGUCACGGUCUUGUAUAUACAAGCUCUUUCAUGCUUGUUCCAGCUAUGUCUUCAGGACAAACACUUCACCUCUGUAAGUGAUUUCACACACUGACGCUGGUGGGAGGAUUCAACACUCACUGACUGGGGACUAAACGGGACUCUACAAGAGUACUUUGCACCGCUCAGACCCGGGACACCUCUCUACAAUGAUUUUAGUUAAAUUCGUGUGCGCGAUCAUAACCAGGUCGUUAUUUAUUCUGGUCUCUCUCAUCGGCGUCUGGAGAGUGAAAACAGUGAAAAAUGACAACAUGUACUGGUUACUGACUGUCCUUUACCUUCCUCUGGUCGUGGAGAUGGUCAUCACUUUAAAACGAAGGAAAGGUAAAGACUACAAAUGGUUUUCUCCAGCCAUCCUCUUCUUCCUCAUCAGCAUUAUUCCAUCCAUAUGGCUUCUGGAGUUACAUCAUCAAGAGAACAAAGCCAGAGACCCUCAGUGCAGGAAACUGGACUCUUGGGAAAAUGUCAAAAGCAUAUUGCCUACAAAUGGCACAAUGGGCGAGGAAACACUAAAGCAUUUGGAGCGCACGCUCACUUCAGUGUGUCCGAAUGACUGGAUCCUUGGUCUUCAUCAGGUUUUGCUCAUUCUUCUCAUUCUCGGAAAGUGGCUCCUUCCAUUAGGAGGAGGAGUGACGCGUGACGAACUAUCACAGCUUUUACUUAUCUUUGUUGGCACGGCGGCAGACAUACUGGAAUUCACCAGUGAAACACUUUCUGAUGUCAAGGAGAACAACUAUAAACUGGUGUAUGUAAUCUUGGCAGUGUGGACAUGGAGUAUGUUGCAGUUUCCUUUUCACCUGGCAGUUGUGACGUCCCGGCCGCAGAACUCAGAUGAGCCGAAGGCUGGAGACAGCUGUUGUAACUUGAUAUUGUCAAGACAUAGUACAGAUAUUUGGAACAUCGUGGAGAGUUUGUUUAUCCAGGACGGGCCCUUUCUCAUGGUACGUCUCAUUGUGAUGAUACACUUUGAUGUGUUCCACCAGAUGUUGGUCUUCUUCGCUAUUAAGAACUUUCUAGUGGUCGUCCUCAAUCUCUACAGGCUCAUAGUUAUUUGUCAAGAUUUUAAAACACCAUCAUCAUCACCACCAUCUGCUUCUUCCCCAAUAUGAAGGAAGCAAAGGAAAUAAGAUUAAAGUGAAAAUUUAGCUUCUUCAGUACAAAUACACUCCAUUAACUGUGACAGAUGGUUUAAUUCAAACUUGGAUCUGGGGACCCCCCAGGGGGAUUCAAGAGAGUCCUAGCCAGUGUUAUUUUAGUGUCAUUGACAUUCUAUUAGAAUAUUUCUUCAUAUUUUUCUUCAUAUAUACAUUAUAAAUGUAUAGCUACAUUUUUAAUUUUAGGAUGGGGGGUCCUAGCACCAAGAUGAUUAUAUUUGGGGGGUCAGUGGCAUCUAAAAAAUUGAAAGCCUCUGGCUUGUACUGCUUAAAAAACAUUUAUGGGUGACAAAAGUUUUAGAAAUGUAUUCUGAAUGUUUGAAUAUGUAAUGUACAAACAAACUAGGACCAAUAGUAGAUGUUUUAUUAUAGCAUUCAUUAUGUGGUUCCUAAUUUUAUAUAUGAAUUUUAAUAGCUUUUUUUAAUGUUUUACAAUGCUUGAAUGUCAGACAGUGUUAUGAAGCAAAAACA
Messenger RNA from Carassius carassius (crucian carp), 1796 nucleotides. RefSeq names its product transmembrane protein 26a (gene tmem26a). Lineage: Eukaryota; Metazoa; Chordata; Actinopteri; Cypriniformes; Cyprinidae. Bases 321 to 1280 code for a protein of 319 amino acids. The transcript is spliced from 6 exons. The record is from RefSeq and is a predicted model, not a curated record.